AUGGAUCCCGAGCUCAUCCAUUGUCCGGGGCCGUCCCUUUGCCCGUCCAAUGGCCGGGACCUUUUCGCUGCCCGACCUGAUCCUGCCAUUGUGCAUGGCGGUUCGGACGGUGUCUUCGCGCCCGCGGAUGUCGUGGUGACGGAAGUUUUCUUCGCACCGCGUUACACCUUUGACGAUGACAUGGAUCGAGGCUGCAGGCGUGAUGAGCGAGGCGCAAACGGACGGAAGAGGACAUAUGGCCCCCACGGACACCCCGGCAUAUGUCCUGCCUCUUUGGGCCUCGCUUACCGAAAGGCGCGGACGCUGCUUUUGGGCCCUCGCUCAGAUCUCAUCGCCGAGCGCGUUCGUACAAACGAUUGGCUGGGCGGGGGCAGGCGCCCGCUCGUCCAAGCGAGAAAUGGCUACCAGAUACGGAUGGCCUUGUUCAUGGGCGGUCGGUGGGAUUUGUAUUUUCGGUCGGUGGACGUUUUGGCCAGGCAGCGCCCGGGCAGGCCCUCGGACGCAAUUACAAUUAAUAUAACCGCGUAUGCGAGGCUGGAGGGGGGUGUCGCGUUGCGGCGACGCGAGAGUGAGAGGGCCGGGAAAGGUAGGGGGCCGACCCGAGGCAAUGGGCGGGCGCCAGAAGGUCGAGUUUUUAAUUAUGCAGAAGCACAAUGCGGCCGGGCUAGGCGAGGAGGAUGCCGGGAUGAGGAGGCCUCGGGGAGGGAUCGGGCCGUGAGAGCCAAUGGGGAACGCGGGGGGUGCAGCGGUGCAGCGUCGGUGGACGGGCAGCCCCGCGCGCUAGCAGAGGACGGAUCGUGUCUGCGCGGGCGGUGCGAGCUGUGCCGCGGCAGCGCCCAGAUACCGCAAGGACAGACGACAAUGUGGGCUGUGACGGCAUGCGCUGGGACUAGCCCUGGCACGAGCACUGGCAGGAGGUGGACGCGAACACUGGUCUUGUCUGGCGUUUCAGGCGUGAUCAGACGGUGGUUCGCUGCCAUUGGCAAACGCUUCCCGGUCGCCCGAGGCCUCUGA
Postia placenta MAD-698-R-SB12 is the source of this 1014-nucleotide messenger RNA. RefSeq lists its product as hypothetical. The record is from RefSeq and is a predicted model, not a curated record. Lineage: Eukaryota; Fungi; Basidiomycota; Agaricomycetes; Polyporales; Adustoporiaceae. The transcript has 5 exons. The coding region runs from base 1 to 1014 and encodes 337 amino acids.